AUGUUGAAGAUUGUAGUAGAUUGUGGUGGUUCAGCGGCUCUAUACAAGUUCCGGUGUGCUUGCAGGGUGCCUCCCUUUCCCGAGGAGGAAAUCUGCGAGGCGCUUCGGAAGCCGGUCAAAGUGCGCGUGGAUUCGAGUCGCCGGCACACAGGCCUUCCCACUGCAACCAUGUGGAAUGCCGAAGACGACGAAGAUCAGGAUGGCGCAUUCCGCAGAUGGCAGCGACGAAAGGCUGAACGCGGAACGCGAGAAAGAGAAAGGAAGAUCGAUCAGCUUCGAAGGGCCUACGACCCAUCCGAGUGGUUGGAUGGAAGCGUCGUCUCCGUGAAGAACUUCGGCAUCUUUGUGGAUGCCAUCCACGAUGUUCGGGUGAUGAUUCCUGCCGGUUACAUUCCAGACACCCUGCUCCUCAAUGGAAUUCCGGACCUGGAUGUUGGCAGCACCGUCCAGUUCCGCAUCUGUGGCUACCGUGGCAAGGACCACAAAGGCCAAGACCGUUUUAGCUGCUCCAUGCUUCCGCCAGCACCCCCGAAGGAGGAGGAAGAGAGGAGCACUGGCAAAGGCAAGGGCAAGAUGCAGAAGGGCUCAAAAGGUGCCGACCGUGGCCGGAAAGGUGGGGCUGCGAAUGGCGAGCAGACCUCAGGCUACUCCGUUUGGGUACCCGACCGUGUGCUGGAAAGCGAAAGCACCCUCGCGCGGCAGGAGAAGUUUGAGGUGAAUGCUCUGCACGCCACGUACCUUGAGGAGCAGUACGGACAGACAGACCGCAGGGCCACGCUGGCGAGAAAAGGCUUCACGGUGGUCGACUAUGCCACUUCCUUACAGCUGGCCCAGGCCAUCAAGCCCAAGACAGAAGCCAAAGCUGAUGUGACCACUGCACUGAAGCCGACGCCCGUGUGGCUUACUUUCGAAAGCCGCCGAAAGCUUGUCGGCAAGAUCCAGAUCAGCGCAUCGAUGACGACUUCCGAGAAAGAGCGCUUAGCCGUCGACGCUGCCCUCGCGGUGGCAAAUGAUGCCAUUCAGGACGGCGCCAACAUCCGAAAGGUGGACGUCAACGAUGACAAGGUUCUGAUCCGGCUCUCGACCGAUGGCGCAGACAUGUCUCAAGCCUCGCGGGAGUCCUCGAUCGAAGUUCCAGGAAACCAAUCUCCCACAGAUGCCGUGGCAGCUCUGAAAGCCGAAUUCGAUGAAGGGUUUGUGGACAAGUUGCGUGAGAAGUUGGACGACUUGGAGAUAACCAUGCAGACUCAGCAGCUGACUCAGCAGGCGGCAGAUGACUAUACCAGCUCGAGAAACACGUUCGGUGAGGCAGACACCAUCUCCGGAUCCCGGAGCAUCUCCCGACUUUUUCCCAUCUAUGACGACCCCAUCAUGUCGAAAGAGGUGAUGCAGGAUUUGAGCCUGGGUCCGAUAAGCGGCAGAAGCAGGAACACCGGCAAAAUCGCCAGGCUUGUUUUCGUCGAUCUGGGAGUUAGCAUUAGUUUGCCCAUAGGUCCCACAGCCUUUCUUGUUCAGCGUGGGUCGUCGCAAGUCGCAAGUCGACUCAGUGCUUUUUUCGGGCUGCAAAGGUUUCCAAAGGCAACCAACUCGUGCAUCAUUUAUCCGUUUGCCAAGGACAACACGAAGUUGUCCAUGCAGUACGACCCCUAUGCCGCCAUAAGCGAGCUCAGGACUAACAUUCGCUCAGCUAGCCCAACACAGUAUGUGAAGCAGCGGGUCUCCGUCGACCUGUUGAGCUCCUUCGUCCUUGUGAUGGACACGAUCCUGCUUCCCAUCUCCUUGGCCUGGGACCUGCAGAAGGACACGACCGACACGCCAAGCUGGGUGAAUUUGGGCUUCUUCACCUUCAGCCUGCUCUUUUGGACGGUGGACAUCUUCAUCAAUCUCAAUACCGGGGUGUUUCACAAGGGACAGCUGGUCUUCUCGAAGCAGCUGAUUUUCAUGCAGCAUCUAGGACAGAACCAGCGGCCUACAGUGACAGACUCGACAGAAAGGACCAGUGCGCUUGCAGUGUUGAUUGGUGUGGAGUAG
Molecule: messenger RNA, 2031 nt
Organism: Symbiodinium sp. CCMP2456
Lineage: Eukaryota; Dinophyceae; Suessiales; Symbiodiniaceae
Source: the annotation of a GenBank genome assembly